Suncus etruscus (white-toothed pygmy shrew) is the source of this 1002-nucleotide messenger RNA. It is a transcript of the gene C9H11orf42, whose product is annotated as chromosome 9 C11orf42 homolog. NCBI's taxonomy places the organism in Eukaryota, Metazoa, Chordata, Mammalia, Eulipotyphla, Soricidae. The coding region runs from base 1 to 1002 and encodes 333 amino acids. The transcript has 3 exons. The record is from RefSeq and is a predicted model, not a curated record.
AUGUUAGAUGGUACCCCCCACUGGUUGACACUAGAUGAAGCUGAUGCCACCUGGACCCUUAUCAAGGAUAAGGUUAUUGAGGAGCGCUUUGGGCCCCAUGUAGUAGCAGUACCUUUCCUAUCAGAUGCAGCCUGCUAUGACCUACUCGGUGUUCUAGUGAAGCAGUCCCGCCCAGCACACACUCGUCUGAUUUUGCCAAGUCGGCAAAGCCGGCGCAUACUACAGCCAGUGGGGCCACUACCAAAUCUCCUGGAGCAGACAGGAUCUGAGGGUGCCUUUGACCAUUGCACUCAGGAAUACUCACCAAAUAGCCGAGCAGAGAUAGCCUAUGAAGAAACACGACUGUUAGAUGGGCAGCCCUGCCGUAUUCACCUGCAUAUGGGUGGCCUGAGAAAGAAGAUGGCCUUCCUGCUACUACCACCUGGGCAGGUGAGACUUCAGCAGACUCUCCCCUGGCUCCGAAGCUCCCACAGCAUCUAUGUCAUCUACCAGGUUUUCUCCUGUUCCUGGCUACAGUUGGGAUUACUGACUGCAGCCCAUGAGCCCCAGCUGUUCCGGGUACAAAGGACACUGCCUAUUGCCUUCUCCUGCCUCAAGUUUUCACUGCAGCCCAAAGGAAUUCUGGGUCCACAGAAAUCCCUGGCUAAAGAUCCACUGCCCCAUGGAGCCAAAUGGAUCAGACCCAACCUUGGCAUCAUGCCACCUCUGGUUCCCACACCAGCCCCUGCGGAUAACCCUGAAGUCACUAAUGUGCCCUCAUCUGUCCCAGCCUCACCUACACCACCUCCUCAGGAAGGGCCAGAAGGCAGACCCACAAAAGUCUCCAACAAGGGCCGAAAUCCUUUCCGAAGGGGGCCCCAGAUGUUAUCAGAGAACUGGCUCUUCAGCCCCCGCAACCCCGCACCAGGAGCCCAGGGUGGGGGCCCCGGGGACCCAGAUCGGCACUCCAUGUCCCUGCCCCUGCUGCAGGGUCUGUCCUCGGAGUUCGACAGCGACGAAUGA